AUGGCCCCCCCAGCCGCAACGGCUGCUCCCUCGGUUCCGCCGUCUCUCUCGCUUCCUCCAUCGCAAUUUGCCCGCCUCCAGCCUCACGCCUACCUACUUGGCCACCUCUCUCCUCCAUCGGCGAGCAAUCAGCCUUCCAUUCGCGCCAAUGGCCGCGCACCUUCGCAAUUCCGUGUCACAUCUGCCAAUGCAGGCUCGCUGACCCAUACAAAUGGCAGCGCUGUAGUGCGCAUCGGCGAUACCGCCGCUGUAUGCGGCGUCCGUGCGGAGCUCUUACACACCGAAGAUAUCGCCUCGUGGAGCGUCUCGCAAGCGUCAGGUUCUAAUAAGCGUCGGCGUCUAGCAGACCUGGGCGAGAAGCCAACCGAGGAGGAUGAAGAUGAAGAUCCAGAGGAGGACCGCGCCCAUAUCGAAGAUCUCAACCUGCUUGUUCCAAAUCUCUCCUUGAGCACCGGCUGUGCGCCAGGCUUCAUUCCUGGUGCGGCGCCUUCUGCGCUCGCCCAGUCACUUUCCCACCAGAUUCUCUCCCUUCUACACAGCACACGCUUAGUGCGCGCGGAUGACCUCCGUGUCUGGUAUCAACCGCCCAAUCUUGGACCAGAGGAACUGGAGCGACACAACGACGAAGAGCAAAUGGAUGUGGACGCCGAGCAGAGCGCGACUGCCGAGGAAAAGCCCCGUGAAAUUAAGGCUUUCUGGGUUCUUUACAUUGAUAUCAUGAUAAUCUCACUCGCUGGAAACCCCUUCGACGCUGCAUGGGCUGCUGUGCUUGCCGCCCUCCGCGAUACGAAGCUCCCUAAAGCCUGGUGGGACGUCGACAACGAGACAAUCGUUUGCUCGGACAGUGUUGCAGAUGCUCGCAAACUAUCUCUUCGUGGCUUGCCUGUCGCAAGCUCAUAUGGUGUCUUUGAGGCGGAUGCUGCGGCAGGAUGGCGUGCAAACGUUAUCCCUGAUGCUGUGGAGGAAAACGCACAAGCCCAAAAAGACAAGAAGGGCUCCCCCGAGAGGUGGAUCCUUGCAGACCCAGAUGGCUACGAGGAGGGCUUAAUUCAGGAGCGGGCCUGCGUCGUUAUUGAUAAGGAGAAGGAUGGGAAGACGACUAUCGUGAAAAUGGAGAAGAAUGGGGGUUGGACUGUUGACACUGAGGAUCUUCGACAGUUGGUGGAAAUGUCAGCUCGGAGGUGGGACGAAAUGAAACGGAUACUAGAACAAUGUUAA
Messenger RNA from Penicillium daleae, 1218 nucleotides. RefSeq names its product 3' exoribonuclease family protein. Gene Ontology annotation, cellular component: nuclear exosome (RNase complex); cytoplasmic exosome (RNase complex). Bases 1 to 1218 code for a protein of 405 amino acids. NCBI's taxonomy places the organism in Eukaryota, Fungi, Ascomycota, Eurotiomycetes, Eurotiales, Aspergillaceae. The record is from RefSeq and is a predicted model, not a curated record. The transcript has a single exon. Gene Ontology annotation, biological process: U4 snRNA 3'-end processing; U5 snRNA 3'-end processing; nuclear polyadenylation-dependent rRNA catabolic process.